This is a messenger RNA of Monoraphidium neglectum, 1146 nucleotides long. RefSeq lists its product as hypothetical. The transcript has a single exon. The record is from RefSeq and is a predicted model, not a curated record. Lineage: Eukaryota; Viridiplantae; Chlorophyta; Chlorophyceae; Sphaeropleales; Selenastraceae. The coding region runs from base 1 to 1146 and encodes 381 amino acids.
AUGAACGAUGGCGUGGUGCUGGGCGGAGCCAUGCUGCUGGAUGGCGCGGCAGACGGGCCCCUCUCCCCCGUCCACAGCAACGGGGACCCGGCGCCACGCGGCAGCGGCGAGAGCCCCCUGGGUGGGUGUGGCGGGUCUCUGAUCCAGCAGCAGCAGCAGCCCCCACAUCACAACCACCAGCAGCAUGCGCCUGGAGCCUGGCCCGGCGCUGGCGGGGCCGGCACCAGCUCGCAGCCAGUUGGUAGUGCCGGUGCUGAAUUGCCUGCAGAUGGCCGCCCGAUCGACGCGUGGCGGUCGCCACCGUUGGCACCCCGCCGCGACAAGGCCGCCGCCACGGUGCAGGGGCAGCUGCAGCUGCAGGUGCAGGCGUCCUCCGCACACCAGCAGCAGGACCAGCGGCGGCGGCAGCAGGAGCAGCAGCAGCAGCAGCAGCAGCAGGCACAGGUCCCCCUGUCGGCCGGCGUUGCCAUGCAGGCUCCCCGGCGGAUGAGCGGGCUGACAGGGGCGUUCCGAAAGUAUGCCACUGAUGGUGACGGCCAGGGUGGCGGCGGGAGCGGCCCGACCUCCCCUGCAGCCCCUGCCUGCGCCAGCGGCGGUGGCGGCGGCGCAGUGCCUAACGAGCGCCACGCGCAGCAGUGCGGCCCCGGAGGCGGCGCGAGCGUUGUGGAUGGCGCUUGCUGCGGCGUUGACGGGGCCGCUGACGAGGACGGCGACGAGGCGAUGCGGGAGGACGCUGGCUGCGACGGCGGCGACGAGGCGGACGCAGCGGCCCCGAACCCACAGCUGCAGCAGCCACAGCCGCGGGCACGUGUUCUGGCUGCUGCAGAUGCGCCCGACUGCCGCACCCAGCAGCAGCAGCAGCAGCAGCAGCAGCCAUUGGUCGCGGCCGCUGCAGCAGCGGAUGAUCUGGACGUGGCCGGUGACAUGCCCAGCAGCAACCUGACUGUUCGCCUCAGCUCCCAGCUGGCCUCCACCUACCGCAAGUGCUCCCCCCGCAGCAGCAGCGCGCCGCAGCAGCUGCCGCCGGGGCGGCGCGUGCUGACGCACCCGAGCGCGGGGGUGCGCAACGAGGGGUGGGACAACGAGGCGCAUGACCUGGUGCUGGCCACUGGGGACGUCCUGGUCAACGCCUCGGGACAGAGGUAG